This is a messenger RNA of Pyrenophora tritici-repentis Pt-1C-BFP, 558 nucleotides long. RefSeq names its product ribosome biogenesis protein NIP7. NCBI's taxonomy places the organism in Eukaryota, Fungi, Ascomycota, Dothideomycetes, Pleosporales, Pleosporaceae. Gene Ontology annotation, molecular function: RNA binding. Gene Ontology annotation, cellular component: preribosome, large subunit precursor; nucleus; nucleolus. The record is from RefSeq and is a predicted model, not a curated record. Gene Ontology annotation, biological process: ribosome assembly; ribosomal large subunit biogenesis.
AUGCGUCCCCUCACAGAACCAGAGACUAAAGUCCUCUUCGAGAAACUCGCUACAUACUGCGGAAAAGGUAUAUCGAACCUCAUUGCCGACCCAACUGGCGGCAACGAUCGCAAUGUCUUCCGCGUACAGGGCUCCCGCUGCUACUACGUGCGCGAAUCCCUCGCCAACCUCGCCACAAGCGUCGCCCGCGACAACCUCCUCAGUCUAGGAAUCUGCCUGGGGAAAUUCACAAAAACAGGAAAAUUCCGCCUCCAUAUCACCGCGCUCAGUGUAAUCGCCCCGCACGCCCGCUACAAGGUCUGGGUUAAGCAGAAUGGCGAGAUGCCAUUUUUGUACGGCGGCAAUGUGUUGAAGGCGCACGUGGGGAGGUGGAGCGAGGACUGUCCUGAACAUCAGGGUGUUGUGGUGUUGAGUAUGAAUGAUACACCGCUGGGAUUCGGAGUAAGUGCGAGAUCGACGGCUGAGGCGCGCAAGUUGGAUCCUACGGGUAUUGUGACGUUUAGACAAGCGGAUAUUGGCGAGUAUCUGAGAGAGGAAGAUACCUUGUUUACGACUUGA